Molecule: messenger RNA, 1263 nt
Organism: Onychomys torridus (southern grasshopper mouse)
Lineage: Eukaryota; Metazoa; Chordata; Mammalia; Rodentia; Cricetidae
Gene: Runx3
Product: RUNX family transcription factor 3
Exons: 6
Coding region: 1-1263 (420 amino acids)
Biological process (GO): neuron differentiation; hemopoiesis; regulation of cell differentiation
Cellular component (GO): nucleus
Molecular function (GO): RNA polymerase II cis-regulatory region sequence-specific DNA binding; DNA-binding transcription factor activity, RNA polymerase II-specific; ATP binding
Source: RefSeq, a predicted model, not a curated record
AUGGCCUCCAACAGCAUCUUCGACUCCUUCCCCAACUAUACACCGACCUUCAUACGAGAUCCGAGCACCAGCCGCCGCUUCACCCCCCCCUCCACGGCCUUCCCCUGCGGCGGCGGUAAGAUGGGCGAGAACAGCGGCGCGCUGAGCGCGCAGGCUGCCGCGGGCCCCGGCGGCCGCACCCGGCCCGAGGUGCGCUCGAUGGUGGACGUGCUGGCCGACCACGCGGGAGAGCUCGUGCGCACCGACAGCCCCAACUUCCUCUGCUCGGUGCUGCCCUCGCACUGGCGCUGCAACAAGACCCUGCCGGUCGCUUUCAAGGUGGUGGCCCUGGGGGAUGUCCCUGAUGGAACGGUGGUAACAGUGAUGGCCGGCAAUGAUGAGAAUUACUCCGCUGAGCUGCGGAACGCUUCCGCUGUCAUGAAGAACCAAGUGGCCAGGUUCAACGACCUUCGCUUCGUGGGCCGGAGCGGACGAGGGAAGAGUUUCACGCUCACAAUCACCGUGUUCACCAACCCUACCCAAGUGGCCACCUACCACAGAGCCAUCAAGGUCACCGUGGAUGGACCCCGGGAACCCCGACGGCACCGACAGAAGAUAGAAGACCAGACCAAGGCCUUCCCCGACCGCUUCGGAGACCUGCGCAUGCGUGUAACACCAAGCACCCCCAGCUCCCGUGGCUCGCUCAGCUCCACAAGCCACUUCAGCAGCCAAGCCCAGACCCCAAUCCAAGGCUCCUCAGACCUGAACCCCUUCUCGGACCCCCGCCAGUUUGACCGCUCCUUCCCUACGCUGCAAAGCCUCACGGAGAGCCGCUUCCCGGACCCCAGGAUGCACUACCCGGGUGCCAUGCCUGCCGCCUUCCCCUACAGCGCCACGCCGUCGGGCACCAGCCUGGGCAGCCUGAGCGUGGCGGGCAUGCCGGCCAGCAGCCGCUUCCACCACACCUACCUCCCGCCGCCCUACCCCGGGGCCCCGCAGAGCCAGAGCGGGCCCUUCCAGGCCAACCCCGCGCCCUACCACCUCUUCUACGGCGCCUCCUCCGGCUCCUACCAGUUCUCCAUGGCGGCUGCGGGCGGUGGUGAGCGCUCGCCCACCCGCAUGCUGACCUCCUGCCCCAGCGGCGCCUCCGUGUCCGCGGGCAACCUCAUGAACCCCAGCCUGGGCCAGGCUGAUGGCGUGGAGGCGGACGGCAGCCACAGCAACUCACCCACAGCCCUGAGCACGCCGGGCCGUAUGGACGAGGCCGUGUGGAGGCCCUACUGA